Molecule: messenger RNA, 1234 nt
Organism: Aspergillus ruber CBS 135680
Lineage: Eukaryota; Fungi; Ascomycota; Eurotiomycetes; Eurotiales; Aspergillaceae
Exons: 2
Coding region: 89-1048 (319 amino acids)
Source: RefSeq, a predicted model, not a curated record
GCCUCGAGUUGCUAUGUUGCAAUUCCAACCAUGAGUCUGCUCACUACGGUGCCUGAGUCUGGUUGAACUACUACGAUGACCAUAGUCAAUGGACGAUAAUGUGCCGUUCAAGGGCAGCGAGCGAAUGCUAUUUCUACCCUGUAGAUCCCAGUUGUUCGUUCAUCAUUCCAACAAGAAACAGUCUCUCCUAUAUCCUCUAUCUACAAGAGCCGAAGCGAGAACAAAGUGCAAUUCCUUUGGAAGCCUCAAUCACCUCGAUUCACGAUCAAUCUACAUCAAAAUGAAGCUCACUCUUGCUACUCUCAUGGCCGUCAUGGUGGCUGUUGCCCAUACUGCCCCAGUUCCCGGUGAUAACACUCUCGUCGACGCCAAGCUUCUGAACGACUCCGUACAAAACGUCGGCCACAACCUUGGUGGUGACUUGCUCAAGGACAUAAAAAGCCUGCUUAAGGGGUUGACUGACACCCUGAAUGGAGUUUCCAAGCGCGACGACAACGCUCUCAUCGAGGCCAAUGUUUUGAACGAUUCCGUGAAGAACGUUGGCAACGACGUUCUCAGUGGCCUAGUUGACGAGCUUUCUGGCCUGCUUGAGCAGCUAACUGAAGCCCUAGGUGGGCUUCUCGGGCACGAAGACAACGCUCUCAGCGGUCUAGUUGACGAGCUGUCUGGCCUGCUUAAGCAGCUGACUGACGCCCUGGGUGGACUUCUCAAGCGCGGUGUGGACACCGAAGUCAUCGAAAAUGCUCUGGACAAUGUCGAGGUGGCUAACGAAGCCGCCAAGGAUUCGAACAUCGGUGAUCUCCUCAAGCGGGAUGAGAACCUCCUUGGUCUCUCGGAGGGCAACCACGGCCACCACGACGGUAAUAACCUUGGAGUCUUGAAGCGCGAUGGCAAUGCUCUGGUCGAGGCCGCAGUGGCUAACGGCGCCAUCAAAAACCUCAUCAACGCCUCCAAACGGGGCGACGACAAAGAGACCAAGGAUAACGUCCUGAUCAAGCUGAGCAUCCUCAACAACGCCUUGAAAAACCUCCUCAACGAUGUCUUAUAAACUACGAUUAAGUUUAUUUCAAGACAUGGAUAGACUUGGCAGAGUCGGUUCUUUCACGGAUACUUUGGCUCUUUAAAAUGUGUGUUUUCUUUGUUUAUUGCUUGAUGUUGGUCCUCAGACUGUUCGACAUGGGACUUUGGACCAUCUUUUAACUUAUUAGUUAUAAUAACAUAAUUAUUUGAACCG